Molecule: messenger RNA, 2358 nt
Organism: Brassica napus (rape)
Lineage: Eukaryota; Viridiplantae; Streptophyta; Magnoliopsida; Brassicales; Brassicaceae
Exons: 3
Coding region: 1-2358 (785 amino acids)
Molecular function (GO): nucleic acid binding; zinc ion binding
Source: RefSeq, a predicted model, not a curated record
AUGGUUUCGUCUGUGGCUCUUUCGCUUACCCCUGAUCCUCCGGACGAAGACGAUAUGGUCUCUCCCGACUCAAAAUCGCCUCCUCCUCUCAUAAGCUCAUCAGCUCCAGCGGCUAUCCCGUCGAUUGAAGCUCCCUUCUUUGCUCAGAGAUUCAAAAACUCACUCAGAAACCUUCGCAAGAUCUCAUCUCCCACUUGUGAGAUAGAUGGGAUUCCGGUGGUUCUCGCUCCAGAUUCGGUGGUUCUUCAAGCCUCUGAGGCCUGGAAAGACCACAUUAUUGCUCAUUUCCAUGGUCGUUGCUCGUCUCCGUCCAAGAUAUACGACGAUUUGAAUCCGGGUUGGGGUAAACAUGGGAACAUUACGGUUCGAACUCUUUCGCAGACGGCGGCUCUAAUCUUUGUUCCUUCUACGGCAUCUCGUGAGUGGGUGCUACAAGUGGGUUACUGGCAAGUUGACAACUGUGCUUUGACGGCCCUGCCUUGGACCCCUGGAGCUUCUUUGGAGUUACAGGACUUGGUUACAGCUCCCACAUGGGCGGUGCUCAAGAACGUUCCUCCGCAGCUGUAUUCCUUGGAUGGAAUUAGUGUGACUGCCAGUGGCAUUGGUGAACCGUUGCAUACUGAAAACUCAAGAGACACUCGAGGAUACUCUGUUCGAGUCAAUGUGGAGUACACUCGCUUGCCUCCUAAAUGUUGUAACUGUGGUAAAUUCGGCCACAUGCUCAAGUACUGCACCCUCCCAAUUCAUAGGAAAAAUUUCAAGCAGCACCAAAGUAUGACUCGUGUAUCUUCUUCUGCGGCUCAGGUUACAGUUGAGAACAAGGACCUUUCUGCACCGGAUUCGGGUUCCAUUGUGGAAUUGGAGAAGGAUUCAAACGAUACCCCAAUUUCUGAUGACCCCUCCUUUCAGGUUCUGCCUCAGGUUGUGGAAGAUGUCGCAUUAGCAAGCUCCUCUAAAAGUGUUGCCGGUGUGGCCUCUCCCCAGAAGAAGCCUUCAGUACUAUACUUAAGUCAUAGAAAGGACAAGAAUAAAAAGCUUCGAGUCCCAAGCGAUCCUGCUCAUGAGCAGGUGGUUGUUGAUACGGCUUCAGAUUCUCACCCUCAGGCACCAGUGGAUGUUCACUCUUUUCAGUCAUUGAAUAAUCAGGCUCUGCCGCCGGACAUUGCUUUGGAAGAGGGUGAAAUCCCCUUCCAACCCUCUCCUGCUGCACUAAAGAAGGCAAGAAGGAUUAAACGUCAGGAAGCGCUCCUAGCAGCAGCCUCUCCUUCUUCAGCUGUCUCCCUCUUGUUCUCAUCUAUCCGAGGAAAGGGUUUUAAUCAAACAGCUCGGCAACGUUUUGUAAAGUCUUGGCUCACGAAUAAUAAGCCGGUCUUCGGGGGUAUCUUAGAGAAUAGAGUCUCAGAGGAGAAUGCACCGUCGAUCAUGGCUUCCACCUUCCCUGGCUGGAGGUGGGAUAAUAAUUACUCUUACUCUGAUCUCGGCAGGAUUUGGAUUAUCUGGGAUCCAGUUGUAUCAGUGGUGGUUUAUAAAAAGACAGCUCAGUUUAUUUUGUGUGGGGUUUUUGAUCCGGCUACUGGAACGUCCUUUUCAGUGGCGGUUGUCUAUAGCUUCAAUACUGAAGCUCAGCAUAGCGAGCUGUGGCAGGACCUGACAACAGUUAAUACCAACUCUCCUCUCUCGUCUAGUGCUUGGCUUUUGUUGGGGGAUUUUAAUCAAAUCCUUUCCUCCGACGAACACUAUUCUAUAGAGGCUUAUGAUCCUCCAGUUAGAGGCAUGGAGGAGUUUCGAACUUUCCUGGAUUCAAAUGAUCUUACUGAUCUCAACUGCAGGGGAACUUUCUACACUUGGAAUAAUUCCAGACCGGAGGAUCCUAUUUUGCGGAAAUUAGACAGAGCAUUAGUCAAUCCAGUUUGGAUUCAUCAGUUCCCGGAAUCUCUGGCGAUCUUCGAUCCUCCAGGCGAUUCCGAUCAUUCACUGUGCCUAGUCUCACUAUCUCCUUCAGAGCACUCUGGCAGAAAGAGCUUUAAGUACUUCUCCUUCGUCUCUACACAUUCUGAAUUUCUGCCCCGGUUGCAAGCCUCUUGGAGUCAAUCUGUCGGUACAGGUUCUAAGCUCUUUCUUUUGGGUCAGCGAUUGAAGCUAGCUAAAGAGUGUUGUCGUAAUCUGAAUAGAGAAGGGUUUGGUAAUAUUCAGCAACGUACUAAGGAUGCCCUAGUAGAUUUGGAAAGGAUUCAGAAUGCACUACUCACUGUUCCGACACCAGACCUGGUAACGGAGGAGUCUCAAGCUCGAGAGGUUUGGUCUUUCUUUGCUUCAGUCUUUCUUUGCUUCAGCGCAAGAGAAUUUUUUCAAGCCUAA